ACAGCUGAUCAAUUGUUUUUUAUCUAAACGUCAAAAUUGUGAUGUGAUGCAAUAAAUCAGACGCAAUAAAGCACCAAGUUGCAUAAAUAAAAGGUGGCAGCUGAGAGCUCCAAAAUAUUCUACAAUGGACUUCUACAACUCGGUAAAAAAGUUUCUGGGACUUCCCGUUCAGAAAGCUCCCGAAUCUUCCAUAGAGAAAAGGAACGAUGCACCUUGUUGUACACCACACAAUGAGGACUACGAGAAAUUUGGGUUCAACAUAUUUUCAAAUCCCGUGGAGAUGCAUCAGUAUUUCGAACGUCAAAUGAACGAAAUUAUGAAGAGCUUCGGUAUGUUCAGCGGUGACGGGCCGUUCUCUGGUAACGCUGAUGAUGAAUUUUUUGGUGGAUUUAAAGAUCCAUCUUUCAAGGGUCCUUUUAGUUUCGGGUUCUCGGAGUUUCCCAACGAGAAAGAAUUGCAGCAUCAUGAUGAACCACAGGAAGGUAAUUUGCGAGAUAGAUUUUUGAAACGUGGAUAUCAGACUCCUAGAAGAAACCCACAGGAGAACACGGAUUCUGAUCUUGAUAAAGAAUUUAAAGCGGAUGACUUAGAUCGAAUGCUUGUGCCCAAAGUGCCCCAGCAACCACAACGUAAUUUCUUUUUUGGCCGAAGCAUGAGUAGCAGAACAAUUCGUAAUUCGGAUGGAACUUACGAAACUCACAAAACGGUCACCGAUCAAGAUGGUAAUCAGGAAGUUACAAUUACACGUAAACAAGGAGACAAGGAGUACACCAUAGUUACCAAGACUGAUAAAAAUGGAGUUGCAGAAGUUACAGAGAAUUUUGUAAAUUUAGAUGAAUCCCAAAAGGAUAGUUUCCUGAAGAAUGACGCACCGAAACCAAUUCUUGAUACGGAUGUUGACGAUUCGCUUUUUUCCAAGUUUUUUUAAACGAGACUAAAUUCUUACAAUGUAACUUUAUAGUAUUACAAAGAUAGCAAAUAGAUUAAAAUUAUUCAAAUGCAAAA
Messenger RNA from Photinus pyralis (common eastern firefly), 1005 nucleotides. RefSeq lists its product as uncharacterized. The record is from RefSeq and is a predicted model, not a curated record. The coding region runs from base 125 to 928 and encodes 267 amino acids. Gene Ontology annotation, biological process: regulation of actin filament polymerization; negative regulation of apoptotic process. Gene Ontology annotation, cellular component: clathrin-coated vesicle; sarcoplasmic reticulum; apical plasma membrane. The transcript has 5 exons. NCBI's taxonomy places the organism in Eukaryota, Metazoa, Arthropoda, Insecta, Coleoptera, Lampyridae.